Messenger RNA from Rosa chinensis, 1329 nucleotides. Its product is annotated as F-box/kelch-repeat protein At3g06240. Lineage: Eukaryota; Viridiplantae; Streptophyta; Magnoliopsida; Rosales; Rosaceae. The transcript has a single exon. Bases 1 to 1329 code for a protein of 442 amino acids. Gene Ontology annotation, molecular function: protein binding. The record is from RefSeq and is a predicted model, not a curated record.
AUGGCAAACUUUAGCAAAUUGUAUUCGUCUGAAGACCUUGUGGAGCAAAUUCUAUCAGGACUGCCUCCCAAAUCUUUGAUGCGAUUUAAGUGUGUGUGUGAUUUGUGGUGCAAUUUAAUCAAGAGCCCUAGUUUUGUAGCUAAACACCUUUCGGGAUCUAUGCGAGCAUCCUCUAUGCCCGUUCUUUUCAAGCGCCCAGUCCCCAGGGACAAGGAAAAUAACAUUAUGGAUGAGAAGGGAGUUGAGAAUGACGACGACGAUGUCGGAACUCUAUUGUGGUCACUUAAUCUCUGCAAUGAGGAUGAUAAUGAUUACCUUCUAUCAACCGUACUUGAGGAACUUAAUGUUCCGCUUCCGGCUCCUCUUAAGCUAAAACAUUCCUCGGAUCUGACAAUUGCAGGUCAUUGUGAUGGAAUCAUUUGUUUAAAACUUUUCACUGGUAACGUUAUUUUAUGCAACCCAGCUAUGAAGGAAUUUAAGCUUCUUCCCAAGUCUUUUCUUCUCCUUUGCAAUGAUGACUUUGAUGAUCUCUGGUCGCUUUCCUAUGAAUUAAGAUAUUACACUGAACAAUUGGGAUUUGGCUAUGAUCCCGAAGGUAAAGAUUACAAGGUUCUUAGAUUCGUAAUCUAUGAUGAGUCAUGUUAUUGGUUCAAAGCAGAAGUAUACACUAUGGAUUCUAAUUCUUGGAGAGAGAUCAAGACCGAAUAUAAUAAUAUAAUCCAAUUUGUUAAUUGGUCUUCUGAUCAGCCUAUAUACUUCAACGGAAUAUGUUAUUGGCAAGUAAGUGGUUCAAGGGGGGAGUUCAUUCUAUCAUUUGAUAUGGGUAACGAGCUAUUUCAUGAGAUAUUGAAUCCAGAUUUGCCAGAUAAAUGUGGAGUGGUGAGGCUUGCAGUGUGGAAAGAGUUCAUUUCUCUUUUUACCUAUCAAGAAGAAAUUGUAGUUCCUCCAUCUUACGAUAUGUGGGUGAUGAUGGAUGAUCUUGGCGAUGGCAAGGGUUCAUGGACUAAAUAUUUUACUAUAGGACCUGUCGAAGGUGAUAAAUGGCCAUUGCUAUUUUGGAAAGGUGACCAACUGUUAAUGGAAAGUAACGAUGGACAGAUCGUCUUAUAUAACAUCGGCACACAAAUAUUAAAGUAUCUUCCUAUUCAUUUCAUCAGAGAUCUUUACUAUAGUCAAGAACUUGUUUAUGUAAAUAGUAUUGUUUCCAUCAACGGAGGCAAUGUACUUGAAGAUAUACAUAUUUCUGCAUUUUAUGGCAAUGGCAAGUUUUAUUCCAUCAACAAAGGAGACGUAAUAGAUAUUUCUGCUUUUUAUGGCAUUACAAGUUAG